Salvelinus sp. IW2-2015 is the source of this 1320-nucleotide messenger RNA. RefSeq names its product tRNA-histidine guanylyltransferase 1-like (gene thg1l). NCBI's taxonomy places the organism in Eukaryota, Metazoa, Chordata, Actinopteri, Salmoniformes, Salmonidae. Gene Ontology annotation, molecular function: tRNA guanylyltransferase activity; magnesium ion binding. The record is from RefSeq and is a predicted model, not a curated record. Gene Ontology annotation, biological process: tRNA modification.
UAGUAGGACUUAUUUGGUGGACGGACUGGGUUGCACCCACUGGCGAAAACAACAUGUGUACUCUUAUUUGCCCGAUACAUUCUCACAGUAAAAUUUAAAUAAAAAUGUAAGCCUUGCCAAUAGCAUCACUUACAUAGAUUCAACUAAAGUAAACUAAAUUAUAGCAUUGUUUUAAGGAAGUAUUCAUCAUGAACCGAAGAUGAUGCCAAUAAUUUAACCCUCAUGUUUGGUCCAGUGCUGUGUAGAUUACCAGGAGGCAUCAAGACGUGCAUCCUUCGACCAGUAGCCAGUGUUUUCACCAGCAGCUCCAGAAUGGCCAAGAGCAAGUUUGAGUACGUCCGUAACUUCGAGACAGACGACACCUGUCUGAAAAACUGUUACAUCGUGGUGCGGUUGGAUGGAAGGAACUUCCACAAUAAGCUGAUGACCCAUGUCGCGUCCCAGUUCUCCUCUUCCUAUGUGUUCUACUGGAGGAACUACUUCGGAGACCAGCCCCUCCUUUACCCCCCGGGGUUUGACGGGCGGGUGGUUCUGUAUCCUAGCAACCGCAACCUCCGGGACUACCUCAGCUGGAGGCAGGCUGACUGUCACGUCAACAACCUGUAUAACACAGUGUUUUGGACGUUGGUGCAGAAAGGCGGACUCACCACUACACAGGCAGAGGACCGACUAAAGGGAACGUUGGCAGCAGAUAAGAAUGAGAUCAUGUUUUCUGAGUUUAAUAUCAAUUACAACAAGGAGCCUCUGGUCCACAGGAAAGGAACAACCCUCAUCUGGGAGAAGCUGGAAGAAACAGUGACCAAGAGCGUGACGCUCCCCAACGAGGCGGGGGAGGAGGUGCUAGUGACACGCACCAGGAGGCGUGUCAGUGCCCACCACUGUGACGUCAUAGGGAACCAGUUCUGGGAGGAACACCCCCACAUUCUAGAAGACGACAGCUGCUGAGCUGACGGACACCAGCCCUUUGUGGAUAACGUUGAACAUGGACAGAGUCUAGGGAGGGUUCUUCGUACUCCCAAAUGCUCCUGCUGUGGGAUGGAGAGGGUUGAGAGCUCUCACUCUGCAUGGACAGAUACUGUUAAUCACCAACUCUUGAUUGGAACACACUCAACGGUGGCAGUAAAACAAGAGGUCUUCCAUAACUCCACACCAUCAUUCUCUUUGCUCAUGUGCUGUAUACAAAUAUUUUACUGUGAUUAAAUACGGCCGGUGUUUUUAUGUCUGGAACCAUUAAACCAAGAGAAUAUGUACUGUUGAUUGUUUUUCCGGUGUUGAUGCUGGCAUAUUAUAUCAUCAUAAUAAACUAGUAGGCUUACUGUU